AUGCCAAAAUAUCUUGGACUGCCAUCUCAGAUACGCGAUCCCAAUAAUUGUAUCAAACAACAGGCACGGGAUCAACUUAAGAAAAAAUUAUGCAAAGAAAAUCAGAUUGCCCUAGGUAAGACAGUCAAUUUCGAAACACCAGAACAUGACUUUGGAACUGGCACACUUCCAGAGUAG
Cetraspora pellucida is the source of this 177-nucleotide messenger RNA. The record is from the annotation of a GenBank genome assembly. NCBI's taxonomy places the organism in Eukaryota, Fungi, Glomeromycota, Glomeromycetes, Diversisporales, Gigasporaceae.